Messenger RNA from Parasteatoda tepidariorum (common house spider), 912 nucleotides. RefSeq lists its product as uncharacterized. Gene Ontology annotation, molecular function: RNA polymerase II cis-regulatory region sequence-specific DNA binding; DNA-binding transcription factor activity, RNA polymerase II-specific. NCBI's taxonomy places the organism in Eukaryota, Metazoa, Arthropoda, Arachnida, Araneae, Theridiidae. Gene Ontology annotation, biological process: regulation of transcription by RNA polymerase II. The record is from RefSeq and is a predicted model, not a curated record.
UUGAAGCUGAUAACACUCUUCUCAUAGUUCUAAUCAAUACCCACUUAAAAUCUUAUCGUCUCAACCAUUCUUUUAUAAUUUUUUCCCUCCCUUUUUUAAUUGUACUUUCAGGGGCGUUUUUUUCUAGAAAAUAACGAAAAUUAAAAACAUAAUAUUCUAUUCGCAAGCAACUGUUUCGUAUAUUUGAAUCAUUAUUUAAGAAAAUUCAGAAAUUUUUAUGAAAUUUAUCUAGCAUCAAUUGAAUGUAUGAUUGAACAUUCAAGAACAAUUUAAUAUACAAGAUGUACCAUCAGACUUUUCAAAAUGCUUAUCAAAAUUAUUUUUGGAGUCACUCAGAUUUCACUACGGCUAAAUACAAUUUGUCCAGUGAGAAUGUAGAAAACAGAGGAAAGACUGAAAUCUGGAGGCCAUUCGAGACUCAGCAUUUAUCCAUAAAUAAACUCAAUCAUUCAACCUCAUCAGUGUUCGUCCCAGUUAAGAAGAAGUUUUGUUCGAAAUGUUCAGCUGUAUUUUACAGUAAUUUGCAGCUAAUUGCUCAUAUGCAAGUACAUACAGGUUCAAAACCCUUUGCAUGUGACGAUCCAAAUUGCUCCAAGUCUUUCGCCAGAAAUGAAGAAUUAACAAGGCAUCGAAGAAUUCAUAGUGGUUAUAAACCGCACCAUUGUAAUUCAUGUGGAAAAUGUUUUGGACGCAAAGAUCAUUUAAGCAAACAUCUAAAAACUCAUCUUCAAGUCUCUGAAAAAAAAGUAUAUGUGUGUCGUAUGUGUGGACAUCGUUAUACAAGAUCUGAUGCUUUAACUCGACAUAGAAGUAAUGCGCAUGCCAUAUCCAAAACUGUGGUUAAAAUUGAAAAUUAAUGAAAUGAAAAGUUUGUUUGUAAGAUCUGAUCAUUAAAAUAUGACUUCAAAAAUU